This is a messenger RNA of Emiliania huxleyi CCMP1516, 523 nucleotides long. RefSeq lists its product as hypothetical. The record is from RefSeq and is a predicted model, not a curated record. Gene Ontology annotation, biological process: regulation of DNA-templated transcription. The annotation marks the transcript as partial. Gene Ontology annotation, molecular function: DNA binding; DNA-binding transcription factor activity. The transcript has a single exon. Lineage: Eukaryota; Haptophyta; Isochrysidales; Noelaerhabdaceae.
AUGGUGGUGGUGUCGGUGGCGGGGGGCGUGCGCUUGCACCUCUCCAGCAAAAGCCUUACCGGAUACAAGGGCGUGCACAAGGUGGCCUCUGGCCGCUUCAGGGCUGGUUAUACCUGCGCACCGCCGGACCGGCCGAGAGGUGGUGGUGGCAAAGUCGGCUUAGGCAACUUCGACACGGCGGUCGAUGCGGCGGUGGCGUACGCGCUGGCGGUCGGGGAGUACACGCCUCCACCUCCGCCACCAGCAGCAGCCGAGCCAGCGGAGGCGCCAGCAGCGGCAGAGCCAACCACGCAGGCUCCGGUGACGCAGGCCCCGGUGGCUGCAGAAGCGGAGGGCGUGCGUUUGCACCUCUCGAGCAGCAACAGCACCGGCUACAAGGGCGUGUACAAGGACGGCUCGCGCUUCAAGGCGCAGCACAGGCGCGGGGGGGUGGACGGAAGGAGUGUCUCCCUCGGCUACUAUGACACGGCGGUGGAGGCGGCGGUGGCGUACGCGCGAUCAGACUCCACAGGAACGGACUACC